Thamnophis sirtalis is the source of this 2844-nucleotide messenger RNA. The record is from RefSeq and is a predicted model, not a curated record. NCBI's taxonomy places the organism in Eukaryota, Metazoa, Chordata, Lepidosauria, Squamata, Natricidae.
AUGGCAUCAGCCUUGCCACCUUUUGCACCGUUCGGAUCUGGUGGUGAAACCUGGGAAGGUUUCAUGGAGCGAUUCGAAUGUUACCUGAUCGCGUCAAAAAAUCAUAACCAGCCUGAAGAAGAAAAAUGUAGUUUCUUUUUAAGCUGCUGCGGCCCCGCAAUGUUCGUGUCAGCCAGAGCCUUAGCCGCCCCUCGGCCAGCCUACACCCUUGGCUGGGACACUCUGAUGGCCAGGCUUAAGGGCCACUACGCCCCGGCACCUUCCCGCAUUGCUCGCUGCUUCGCUUUUCACCGCCGCGUCCAAAAGCCGAUGGAAAGCAUCAGCCAAUUUCUGGAGUCGCUCCACGUAACAGCGGCUCAGUGCGACUUCCAGAAUUUGGACGAGAAUUUAGUUGAACAGUUUGUGUGCGGCGUGAGAGACAUACAUUUAAGAAGCCGCAUGUUUAGGCACCACGACAUCACCCUGCAGCAAGCCGUGGAGGCUGCCAGAGCAGCGGAGCUCUCUGAGCAGUCCACGGCCAACAUUGAAUGCCUGCAGCUGGCAUCGCCUCUCCUUGCCCCGAUGCCAGGGUGCCCUCCGUCUGCCUCGCAAGCCUGCCUGGUUGAUGAACUGUUGCCGCCAGAAGACCCCUCCAAUGAGGUUGUUGGCCAGCUUAGGGCGCAGCCUAGGCGCCCACCACCGCCACCACCACCUCCAGCUGCCUCUACUGCCUCCGGGUGCAUUGGUUGUGGCGGCCGCCAUGCCCGCACGGCCUGCCCAUUCAAAAACACCACCUGCCACCGCUGCAACAAAAAGGGGCACAUUGCCCAGGUUUGCCGUGCUUCUCUGCCUGCGCCGUCCUUCUUGCAGCAACCUGCCGCAUCCCAAGCGCAGCCGCACCGCCAGUCGCCGCGGCCCGCUCGGCGGGCUGAAGAUUGCCACACCGUGUACCUGCCAGAAGUCACUGGGGAAACCGUGAGCCAGGCGUCCGCCGGAGCCCGGAAGGUUUUGGCAUCGCUCCACCUGGAAGGUCAGCCUUGCCGCAUGGAGGUGGACUCUGGCUCCUCCCGAUCCCUGAUCUCCUGGGCCGCCUUCUCCCAUCUAUGCCCCCACAUCUCCUGUGCCCAGCUACUACCUGUGGACACAUCCCUUAGAGACUACAAGGGGACUCUCAUUCCCACCCUGGGGUCUUUUCCCAUCCUUGUGGACUAUGGGACUUUUCAUGGGCGUCUGCCCAUCCUAAUUGUAAAGAAUUCCCUCCCUGCGUUGCUUGGCCUUCACUGGUUUCCUCCCUUGGGUCUCUCUAUCGGGGGGGUGCAUAGGGUGGUUCCCUCCUCCCUGGAGGACGUCCUCUUAGAGUUCUCUGACGUCUUCGACAGCCAGCUGGGCUCCUACAGGGGCACCCCUAUCUCCCUCAACCUCAAUCCCCAGGUUGCUCCAAUUCGGCUCAAGGCUCGCCGGAUGCCUUUUGCCUUAAGGGCUAAGGUUGACACUGAGCUGGACAAGCUUUUGGCGCAGGGCGUACUCAAACCCGUCGACCAUUCACGCUGGGAGACCCCAAUCUUGGUCCCAGUCAAACCAGACGGGUCGGUGCGGAUCUGCGCCAAAAGAGCCAAGGACCACCCUGGCAUAGCGCGAAUGAAGGUGUUAGCCCGCAGCUAUGUCUGGUGGCCUUUGCUGGACACAGAGAUAGCGGCCUAUGUAGGCCGCUGCACCAUGUGCCAGCUCUCCCGGCCCAACCCUCCAUCCGGGCCUGCUCGAGAGUGGGAGGCUCCGAGAGGCCCGUGGUCACGCCUCCACAUCGAUUAUGCCGGCCCCUUUCACGGCCAGAACUUCCUGAUCAUGGUAGAUGCCUACUCUCGGUGGGUGGAACUGGUUAUCAUGACCUCCACCACAGCCGAGAGUACGGUCAGGGCCCUCCGCCAGUUGUUCGCAACCCACGGGUUGCCGGACGUCCUGGUCUCGGACAACGGGCCGCAAUUCACCUCUACCACAUUCCAGGAGUUCUUGGCCGAACAAGGGAUCCGGCAUGCGCCCACAGCCCCGUACCACCCAGCCUGCAGUGGCCGGGCGGAGCGGGCGGUCCGCUCAGCAAAGGAGGCACUGGGCCGUAUGGACCAGGGCGAUUGGCAGGCUAGGGUGGCGGCUUACUUACUAAGCCAACACUCCACCCCCUGCCCAACAACCAACAAAAGCCCCGCGGAACUCUUGAUGGGCCGGCGCCUGCGGAUCCCCCUGGAUAGGCUUCACCCGCUCUAUUCAGGGGACCAGCCGUGCAACUUGGGGGUCUCCCCUCCCCGUUCCUUCCGCCUGGGGGAUUUGGUGUGGGCCCGAUCUUUUGCGGGGGAGCCUAAGUGGGUAGCUGCUGUAAUCAAUUCCAUGACCAGCCCGUGUUCCUACAGGGUCGGACUGGCCAAUGGAUCCGAGUGGAGACGCCACUUGGAUCAAUUAAGGAGGCGCCUCCCUAUGGAGACCAGCGGGCCAAAGGAUCCAGGGCCCAACAGCACAGCCGCCUUCCAGCCGGUGCCAACAUCACAGGCCUUCCCACAUCCAGGCCUUGCCUACCCCGUGUUGCCAGAAUGUAAUGCUCAAGCCGACCCAACGCACCUUGAAUGGGCCUUCCCCAAGUCAGGCCCAGCCUACCCGAGCGCCCCCUGUUGGCAAGCGCCCCUGCCGUCUCAAACCGCAACCGGAAUCCCGCCAAUCUACAUCCCUCCGUUUGUUACCGCCCCCCGGCAACUUGACAAUCCUAUAACGGCCGCGCCCCAUCGGCCCGGCCUACCUAGCUCGUUGAGCCCGCCUUCUGGGCAGUCCAAAGAUGGCGACACUCGGAGCUCCACUCCCUUCGGGGAGGAGCUUCCAUGA